This is a messenger RNA of Dufourea novaeangliae, 1240 nucleotides long. Its product is annotated as methyltransferase-like protein 9. Lineage: Eukaryota; Metazoa; Arthropoda; Insecta; Hymenoptera; Halictidae. The transcript is spliced from 6 exons. The record is from RefSeq and is a predicted model, not a curated record. Gene Ontology annotation, molecular function: protein-L-histidine N-pros-methyltransferase activity. Bases 70 to 1125 code for a protein of 351 amino acids.
GAUUACGGUGCGGAGUUUCAUCACAUGCGUGCGCGGUGACUGACAGUCAUUAACGUGUUCCUCGUGGGCAUGGCGGGUGCGGAUGCGCCUAUCCCGAUGUGCACCUGCAACGACAGGAAUGUGGUUACCUGUUCCGCUGUCAAGCAGGAUGCACCCACGAGUAGAGUCAUGAGGAGUUAUCAACCCCACGGGAGCCUUGCCAGAAUGCUGUACGACAAGCAACGGGCGGACGAGCAGCUCGAGGCCUACGACAAGAGCCAGUGGUACAGAGUAGACGCCACCAAAAUACGAGAGGAUUUGGUCCGUUUAUGGAUUCCCCUCGGAGCGGGAGCUCAACACGACCAACCUGACAAAACGGCCGAAAUCUUCCUAAUGAAAUCCGCUGAGAGAUCAGACUCUUUACCAUUACAGGCAUGGCAUUCUCUGGCAAGAUUUGCUUUGUCCUGGUGCAUUAGCCGCACAUCCAUAAAUGGACUACUGGGCCGUGGUUCAAUGCAUGUGUUUUCCUGCGAUCAGUUUCAAAAGCUGAUGGAUGCAAGCAACUUCUCGGGACCAUGGCAGUCUUUGAUAGAUUUAGGUGCGGGCGACGGUGCCACAACCUCUCACAUUGCAGAUCUGUUCGAGAAAGUUUAUGCUACAGACAUAUCAGCGCCAAUGAAAUGGGCCCUGACGAAACGAAAAUUUACAGUGCUCGACGUCGAAAAAUGGUACGAAACCGGGCCUUUCAACGUGAUCCUCUGUCUGAACUUGUUGGACCGUUGCGACCGGCCUAAUACUCUGCUGAGACGCCUAAAAGCGUCCCUGGCUCCUGGCGGCCGACUAGUGGUGGCUCUGGUGCUUCCGUUCAGCCCGUACGUGGAAGUCGGCGAAAGGGGCGAUCACAAACCGUCGGAAUACCUGCCGGUAAAAGGGAACGGUCUGGAGGGCCAGAUCGCCAGCCUGGUCGACAGAGUAUUCGCCCCGUUAGGCCUGAAGUGUCUCGUAUGGAGCAAGCUGCCCUACCUUUGCGAGGGUGAUCUCGGCCAGGCGUAUUACUUUCUCGACGACGCGGUAUUCGUGUUUGAGGCACAGCCUGAGACAUCACGGUACUCCGCCUCCGAGUGGACGGACACCGAGACAACCUGAACGAGAGAGGACGGCGACCGACACGGACGGGAAUGCAACGCAGCUUGAAACAGGAAUUUGUGGAGGUGGCAGAAAACUUCGUAAUGACUGCACCAGCUGUAUAGUAUCAACCAGU